Rhinolophus ferrumequinum (greater horseshoe bat) is the source of this 1055-nucleotide messenger RNA. RefSeq lists its product as uncharacterized. The transcript is spliced from 4 exons. NCBI's taxonomy places the organism in Eukaryota, Metazoa, Chordata, Mammalia, Chiroptera, Rhinolophidae. Bases 60 to 686 code for a protein of 208 amino acids. The record is from RefSeq and is a predicted model, not a curated record.
AGAGCCAGGUGCAGGACCUAGGUGGGCAGGUCCAUGACCUGGGCCAGCAGGUCAAGACCAUGGAGAGCCAGGUGCAGGGCAUCCUGACCCACGUGCAGCAUAUCACCGCCCUGGCCAGCAGUCUAGACACUGACGCCCCGGAGUGGCUGGAGGAGCAGGAGAUGGCCACGCCAGUGCCCUACACGGCCAAGCUGAUGCGGGAGAAGGCCACAUCAAAGCCCGACAAGGCGAUGCCGGACAAGGAGCGAAUGGGGUUGAGAAUCAGGAAGGACCGCCCCCAGGCCAUGGAGCUGCUCCAGAACGUCAUGGAAGACGUGAAAAUCCUGAAGGAAACCCAUGAAAAGGCCCAGGGAGAGGUGCAGGAGUUCCCAGAGCUGAACCCCCAGAAACUACUACAACGGAUUGAGGAAGUAGAGAGUAAACUCAGAGACCGGGAGGAAUUUCUGGAGCUAUUGACCCGGAAAGUGAGUGCGAUUCCUGAUGUAGAAGAUGCCACCAUGGUCACCUGGGAAGAUCUGGAGCAAGCGAUUGCUGAUGGCUGGAAGACCACACAGGUGGUGAACAAAUGGGGGGAGGGGCCGGGUAGCAGUCUCAGGUGGGGCUCCCCCGAACCUCCCUCUUUUUACUACUGUACACUGUUCCAUUAUGUGGAUGUUUAUCAUUUCACAAUCUCCUAUUAUGGAUAGUUUAAAUGUGUCUUCCCCCCAGUUUCAUAACAGUGCUUCAUGUGACAUUCGCACGAGUGAACAUAUGCGUAGGAUAAAUUCCUAGAAAUGGAACGUGCACUUGUGAUGUGGCUAACUUUGGCCAAAUUGCCUCCCAUGGCUGUGGGUCCAAUUUAGACCCCUCCCCCCAGCAAUGUUGGAGAGAACUCAUUUCUCAGACUACCCUACCAGCAUGACCUGUUGGUACCCAGCUCUUUGAGUUUGGCCGACUGGUUGGAUAAAAAAUGGUACCCGAUUUGCUUUCACAGCUUUUCAAAGUUCUUUUACAGCCUGUCCUGAAAUGCACAAGUCCUUUCACUGUUAGUGGACAGCAGUGACCAACCCUGGAAA